Messenger RNA from Fraxinus pennsylvanica, 339 nucleotides. The record is from the annotation of a GenBank genome assembly. NCBI's taxonomy places the organism in Eukaryota, Viridiplantae, Streptophyta, Magnoliopsida, Lamiales, Oleaceae.
AUGGCGACGUCAUACUCGGCAUACCAAAAACUCCUCAGCGUCGGAACCAAAAUCGUCGCCGUUGGCCGUAACUACGCCGCCCACGCCAAAGAACUCGGGAACGCCGUCCCCAAAGAGCCGGUGUUGUUCAUGAAGCCAACGACGUCGUAUUUAGAGAACGGAGGCAAAAUUGAAGUGCCGGAGCCACUGGAGGCGCUGGAUCACGAGGUGGAGCUGGCAGUAGUCAUCGGUCGACGGGCUCGUGACGUGCCGGAAGCCACCGCCAUGGACUAUAUUGGAGGUUAUGCUCUUGCCUUGGAUAUGACAGCGAGGGAAAUUCAAUCUACUGCUAAGGUGUAA